Molecule: messenger RNA, 1568 nt
Organism: Armigeres subalbatus
Lineage: Eukaryota; Metazoa; Arthropoda; Insecta; Diptera; Culicidae
Gene: Pus1
Product: pseudouridylate synthase 1 homolog
Exons: 1
Coding region: 158-1516 (452 amino acids)
Biological process (GO): mRNA pseudouridine synthesis; tRNA pseudouridine synthesis
Cellular component (GO): nucleus
Molecular function (GO): RNA binding; pseudouridine synthase activity
Source: RefSeq, a predicted model, not a curated record
AUUUUGUUUUGCUACGGUUUUCCUUCCUCGUGUUCGAUCGUUUUCAUGGUUUCAAAUUCGAAUUAAAAUUUUAUAUCGUAAAUUUUUGCCGAAUUCUUACGGAAAACCCGUAAAUUAUACUCUAGAAUAGCAAACACUGCUUGAAGUUUGAAAUUAAAUGUUAGGAUUUCUUUGCCGCGCUUCCAUAGUGCCGAUAGUUUCGAAACCCCGCAGCGUCUGUAUUGCAUCUAAUUGCUUACAUCGGUAUUCCUCGGUUCCAUCCUUUUCUGGGGCAAGACCUGCUAUCGAAGCACCCUUUCUUGUCCAAAUGGCCGAAGCAGUUGAACAAAAAAUUACCUGCGAAAAAAACCGAAAGGAAGAACGCUAUCAACAAAAACGUUUGCAGCAAGAUGCAAAAACUCGUUACAAUGGUAUGGUGAAGAAGCGCAAGUGGGAAGAUCCUCCGGCAGAUCCGGAAGCGGUCCGCAAUUUUGAUCCGGCAUCUCGCGUUAAGAAGCGAAAAUGUGUCAUAGUGAUGGGCUAUUCGGGAGUUAACUAUUCCGGAAUGCAGCGUAAUCCGGGAAUGAAAACCAUCGAGGAGGAACUGUUAGUGGCAAUGCUGAAACAGGGUUGGAUCAGCGACGAGGCAUUCAACCAGCCGCAACAGAUUCAGUUCCAACGAGCGGCCCGAACCGACAAAGGAGUGUCGGCAGCGACGCAAGUUGUUUCGAUAAAACUGCCAGACAAUGUGGACGUUGAUGCCCUCAAUAAGGAUUUGCCGGAGCAGAUCCGGGUGUUUGCUGUCAAGAGGGUGACCAAGGGCUUCAACUCAAAGUCAAAUUGCGAUGCACGGACUUACACUUAUACGCUUCCGACGAUUGCAUUUGCUUCGAAUGAGGACAAGGUGGACAUGGCAAGCUAUAGGGCUCCGGAAGAUCGAUUGAAACUGGUCGCCGAAACGUUAAAGCUGUACGAGGGAACGAAGAACUUCCACAAUUUUACGAGUCGCAAAGAGUUUGUUGAUCCCUCGUCAAAGCGGUUUAUUAUGUCCUUCGAGUGUGAAGCUCCUUUUGUUCCAGAAGGGUCUACGACCGAGUUUGCAACUUUGAAAAUCAAAGGACAAAGUUUUAUGUUGCAUCAGAUUCGGAAGAUGGUUGGCCUCACAUUGGCCGUUGUGCGCGGACUGACACCGCCGGAAACUAUUGAAAAGGCGUUCGAAGAGCAGCGAUACGGCCUUCCAACUGCUCCUGGUUUAGGUUUGGUACUGAACAGAAUUCAUUACGAAAAGUAUAACGUGCGCUACGGCGAAGAUGGUUGCCACGAAGCGUUGGAUUUCCAAAAGGAAGAGGAGCAGAUUCAGAUCUUUUUCCGGAAACAUAUUGCUGCGACGAUCGUAAAAACAGAAGAAGAGACUUCAUCCAUGCUUGAGUGGCUCGAGACAUUGCCAUGGCAUAGUUAUGAACCCAGAGAUGAGAACGAGCCUCAGGAGUGGAAAGGUAAGCGAAAAAGUAAUGACGAAGAUGAUGAUGAUGAGUAGGGAGAAGACAGUAUCUAUUAUAUAGACUAGAAAUAUAUUUCAAAUCAUUUAA